AUGGUGGAUCUAACUACACUGGAUCCUCUACAGAAAGAGUGGUGGGAGAUGAGAUGGGCGGAGAUCAUGCACGAAAGAAGUGUAGCAGCAGCUACUGAUGUUGCUUCAGCUGCAGCUAUUGCCGCUGCUGCAACAGCUACUGGUCAUGGUGGUCGUGCUCUGAACAAUGAACCAGAAGGGCUCGGCGAAGCCCACGCCCCGUGCCUAGCUUGGACCAUCCACAAGGCAACCAACGGGAGCAAGACGAGGAACGUCUUCUCCGGCCCGGCGUUCCACCGCUUACAACAAGCAUGGGGUCAGCCAUCGUAUGCAAGAACGUUCGAACUGGAAACAACCAAUUACAUUGAGGUGCCUAUUUGGUUGGACCAAACGGCAGACCUCACAAGAGCAUCACAAAUAGUUUUUCACCCGGUAUUACCGCCACAACAACUUCACCUGCCGCCACAUCCAUGGAUCUUCCAGCUUCUAAGGGGCCUUCCACUACCUGGAGGAAAUGGUCAUGAAGCCAUCGCGAUGGCUAUACGGCCAGACAACAGGUAUUGGCUCGGCUAUUUCACCUUUCGCACUGGUCGUUGGCAUGCGUUUGCGGGAGCGGAGGGAUUCUUCGAGAAUCCAAUUCCGCUGGGUUUCGACAGUAGCUACAAGACUCUGGUAGGAGGAUGGAAGAAUCUUCAGUACGUGCCAUUAGGGAAAACUGCGGCAGAGCAGGCGGUUACAGCGCUCUAUUGGUCUAACUUCGGAACCAAGAGAACAAAGAAAGCUCUUAAGAAGUCAGCAGCAGGACUGCUGGUAAUGUUUCUCGAGGGCCACCGGUUUUUCCCCAUCAGGAACCACGUGGAGCAACACUGGAAUUCAGACAAGCCAGUAUUCCUUUCUGAAAAACUAGCCCGGUUGGUGGUCAACUGGUCUGACAUUAGCUGCUCAAUAUCAUAUUGGGCUGUCACCGGCGAUUGGGCGUCCGGAGACGACGCACAAUACCUCAUUGGAUUGAACAUCGGGGUGAGCACCGUGGGGGAAGCGCUUUCAACUAUCUACCCAAUUCUGCAGGCAACAUCCUGCAGGCAGUAUCCAUGAUCCUGCAAAGGGGCCCCCAGUCAGUCACUCGACGGAUGAUCGAGAGAGUUAGACUAGAUGCUGUGUGGUGUUGCUACGUACUAGGGUUGUUUUUAUUUCAACAAAUUUGCUUCCAUGUAUUUCCCUUUCCUUCAAAGUUGGCGACUGUGCCCGUCGGCGCUGUCCAUGGCCAACAGCAUUAGAGUAGUGUAGGGUUACUUUCUCUAUCAGUGUAUUCACAACCCUGUAACACCAACGGUUUAAUUAAAUUCUUCUGCA
Messenger RNA from Triticum urartu, 1332 nucleotides. The record is from RefSeq and is a predicted model, not a curated record. NCBI's taxonomy places the organism in Eukaryota, Viridiplantae, Streptophyta, Magnoliopsida, Poales, Poaceae.